AGUGGGCGCGCCCGGCAGCCUGGUGCGCCGCGGAGAGCCGCCCGCGCCGCUGGGGGCCGCCCGCGGGCCGCGCCGGGCAGAGCGCGCCGUGCGCCCGGGCCCCGCGCCGCACACGCUCGGCGGCCGCGCGGAGACACGGGCGGCGGAGCCGCGGGCGCCAGGAAUGCGGAACCCGCGCGCGGGCUGAGGCGCCGGCAUGGCGCAGGGGCGGCUGUGAGCGCGCGGGGUCGCGGCCAUGGCCAAGGAGCGGCGCCGGGCGGUCCUGGAGCUGCUGCGGCGGCCGGGAAACGAGCGCUGCGCGGACUGCGGCGCCCCGGACCCCGACUGGGCCUCCUACACGCUGGGCGUGUUCAUCUGCCUGAGCUGCUCCGGGAUCCACAGGAACAUCCCACAGGUCAGCAAGGUCAAGUCUGUGCGGCUGGAUGCCUGGGAGGACUCGCAGGUGGAGUUCCUGGCCUCCCACGGGAACGCUGCCGCCAGAGCCACGUUUGAGGCCCAAGUGCCAUCUUUCUACUACCGGCCCACCUGCACUGACUGCCCGCUCCUGCGAGAGCAGUGGAUCCGCGCCAAGUACGAGCGCCAGGAGUUCAUGCUGCCCGAGAAGCAGGAGCCCUAUUCAGCGGGGUACCGGGAGGGCUUCCUCUGGAAGCGUGGCCGGGACAAUGGGCAAUUCCUGAGCCGGAAGUUCGUGCUGACAGAGCGUGAGGGGGCCCUCAAGUACUUCAACAGAAAUGAUGCCAAGGAGCCCAAGGCUGUGAUGAAGAUUGAGCACCUCAAUGCCACCUUCCAGCCAGCCAAGAUUGGCCACCCGCAUGGCUUGCAGGUCACCCACCUGAAGGACAACAGUACCCGCAACAUCUUCAUUUACCACGAGGACGGCAAGGAGAUCGUGGACUGGUUCAACGCGCUACGAGCUGCCCGCUUCCACUACCUGCAGGUGGCGUUCCCGGGGGCCAGCGAUGCAGACCUGGUGCCGAAGCUCUCCAGGAACUACCUCAAGGAAGGCUACAUGGAGAAGACGGGGCCCAAGCAAACCGAGGGCUUCCGGAAGCGCUGGUUCACCAUGGACGACCGGAGGCUCCUGUACUUCAAGGACCCCCUGGACGCCUUCGCCCGUGGGGAGGUCUUCAUUGGCAGCAAGGAGAGUGGCUACACGGUACGGGAGGGGCUGCCGCCAUCCACCCAGGGCCACCACUGGCCACACGGCAUCACCAUCGUCACGCCUGACCGCAAGUUUCUGUUCACCUGUGAGACGGAAGCCGAGCAGCGGGAGUGGGUGCAGGCGUUCCAGAAAGUGGUGGCCAGGCCCAUGCUGCCACAGGAGUAUGCAGUGGAAGCCCACUUCAAGCAUAAACCCUAGCGGAGGCAGCUGGACGCCCGGGGACCCCGGACACGUGACGUGGCUGUCAGUAGCUGCGAUGGGGGGUGGGGGCUGUGCACGUGGCGAGCCCGGGCCGAGCUGCGUCCCCACCAGAACUGGCCUUGGGGCUGACUGGGCACCCAGGCCAGGGGCCCCAUGCCCUCAGUACCAAC
This is a messenger RNA of Ochotona princeps (American pika), 1533 nucleotides long. RefSeq names its product ArfGAP with dual PH domains 1 (gene ADAP1). Gene Ontology annotation, cellular component: plasma membrane; intracellular membrane-bounded organelle. The transcript is spliced from 11 exons. Gene Ontology annotation, molecular function: GTPase activator activity; phosphatidylinositol bisphosphate binding. The record is from RefSeq and is a predicted model, not a curated record. Bases 236 to 1360 code for a protein of 374 amino acids. NCBI's taxonomy places the organism in Eukaryota, Metazoa, Chordata, Mammalia, Lagomorpha, Ochotonidae. Gene Ontology annotation, biological process: positive regulation of GTPase activity.